This is a messenger RNA of Camelina sativa (false flax), 1497 nucleotides long. The record is from RefSeq and is a predicted model, not a curated record. Lineage: Eukaryota; Viridiplantae; Streptophyta; Magnoliopsida; Brassicales; Brassicaceae.
AUGGGUCUGACCCAAUUUGCGAACGGUACCGGCGCGGAGAGAUCUGAGAAUCCCAAGGCGGAUAGUGUCAUUAACAAGUAUUGGUGUUCUCCCGAGGUGCAGAUAAUCAGAUUAAACGCUUUCUAUGGGGAGAAACUUUCCCAAGUACCGUUUCCAUGGCUCAAGACCUUCAACGAGUCUCCUUUAUCCACGCUCAUCCAUGUUCCAUUAUCCCAUCUUCCUACAUCUCUCUUGGAACCAUCAGCCGAUCUUAUCAACAUAGUUCCACUUUUCGUACUCAGUAGCUUUGUACUGUGGUCGUCUGAUUGGAUUCUCACUGAUUGGGUAGCACAUUCCAAACAAGGAUAUGCACAACCAGAAGAUGAAGAUCCCGCCUAUACUCGGGUCGCACACUUUUUUGGAUUAGCCAUGAUAUUGCGUACUAAGCCCGAUGUUUUGACUUCUAUUUUGCCUGAGCUGAGGGACACACCCGUGUAUCAAGGCCAGGACAAGCUUCCCCUUAUUGUUUGGAUGAUGGCUCAGGCCUCCCUAGGUGAUUUAUCUGCUGGCUUGUAUUCGUGGGUGCAUAACUUGUUACCACUACUAGUCGAUAAUAACAAUUGCUGCAGCCCUCAGUCUAUGGAUCUCAUCCUGCAAUUUCUUGAGAUCAUGUUGUCAAAUCCAGAGGCUCAGGCCAUACUUGUAACCCUUGCUGAUAGGGACGGAAAGCGGCUGAUUCCACCUUCUUCAUUUGAGAUCUUGCUGCGGCUUACAUUCCCUGAUUCAUCCGCUAGAGUAGAGGCAACAGAGAGGUUUGAGGUAGCUUAUCCCUUGUUGAAAGAAGUCGCCCUUGCACCAGAGAGUGCAACGACAGGAGGAAACGCAGUGGAACAAAUAUUCACUUUUUCCUUAAAAUUAGCUGGAGAAGGAAAUCCUGCUCUAGCCAAGGAAGCUGCAGCAAUCGCUAUCCGGUCUUUGACAGAUAACGUUGAUUGCUUUAAGCUCUGGGAUAUUCUCUAUAAGGAUCAUUUAGAAGCUAGCGUCUCUCUUCUUAGAAAGCUUGUAGACGAAUGGAAGGAUUAUUCCCCUAAAUUAUCAUCAUCACCAGGUGAUACUCUCACUGUCAAUCGAGCUAUAAAUAGCUUCAGGCUUAAGAAUGAAAAAGCCAUCACUGAAGGAGGAGCCAAUUGCUCACUCUACGAAGAAGCUGACAAGUCCUGCAAACUGCUCUCGGGGAGACUCUCCCGUGCAAGUGGCCGCCUCAAAAUUACACUUCUUGUUUCUGCAUGCACCUUUGCAGGAAGCCUUGCAGGAGCCGCACUUGCUCUAUCUUACUAGCAAGCAUAAUGAGGGCUGGUCCAACCUUAUCGCAUAAAAUUAUGAUAACCGUUAAACAACAUUGUCUCGCAAGACAAAUUAAUAGAGUUAGUACAGUUAAGACGAAUCCAGCCCAGGCCCAGUACUUUUUUUGGGGGUAGCUAUAACCCAAUUCAUUGCAAAGGGAAUUAAUUUUAACUA